AUGAAUAAGGCGUAUCUUAUAGUGCUCAGGCGCUUGACAGCCACCCGUUUUUAUUGCGGCCGCGAUCCGAUGCCGUACUGGUAUGCGCGUGUCGCCGCCUCGAAGAAAUUCUGUCGACGAGUUGUUUGCCUCACGGCGACCUUGCGCGUCGCCAUUCCGCCUGCCGCUUCGCUGCUGCACGUGAAAGUAGGUGACGCCGUACCGGAGGCACGUCGCACGCGGCUCCACACUCGCAUCGCCUUCUUCGCCCUACGUACGGCU
Molecule: messenger RNA, 261 nt
Organism: Iphiclides podalirius (scarce swallowtail)
Lineage: Eukaryota; Metazoa; Arthropoda; Insecta; Lepidoptera; Papilionidae
Source: the annotation of a GenBank genome assembly